AUGAUUUCUGAAAAAGGUGCUACGGUAUGUGGUACAUUAGGAACUGUGUGUUGGUGUGUCCAACUAAUUCCACAAAUUAUAUAUAAUUACAGAUCAAAAAAUUGUACAGGCCUUCCCCCUUUAAUGAUGUUUUUGUGGGUUGUUUCUGGCAUUCCAUUUUCCAUUUAUUUUUUGGUUUCAAAAGCCAAUAUGGCAGUUCAAGUUCAACCACAUUUGUUCAUGUUUUUUUGCUCUUUAAGUUUUAUCCAAACAUUAUAUUACCCUCCUGUCCAACUACCUAAAUGGAAAAUUUUGAUUAUAUGCUUACUUUUAAUAUCCGUAGAUGUUGGCAUGGAAGUUGGAUUUGUUUUAUGGUUAAGACCAUUGUACAGUAAGGGAAAACAUUGGCCAGAUUUAAUUUUUGGCAUUAUAGCCAGUGUUUUAUUGGCUUUAGGCUUGAUUCCACCAUAUUUUGAACUUUUCAAAAGACAAGGUGAAGUCGUUGGUAUCAAUUUCAUAUUUUUGUCAAUAGAUUCGCUAGGUGCAUAUCUAAGUAUAGUAAGUGUUAUAUUGGGGAACAUGGACACAAUGGGAAUAAUCUUAUAUGCUAUUGUUGCUGCUUUGGAAUUGGGAAUAUUUGUUAGUCAUUUCAUAUGGUGUUGUCGAUUUAAAUGGUUUGGAAACGCUGCCAAUAAAAUGGAUUGCGAUAUGGAGUCUGAUAAUAGUAACAUCAGUACGAAUAGUGGAAAGCUUGUUAAUGAUAAUGAUACUUGUGAAGAAAUAAUAGAAGACCACGCUUUACAUGGUGCUAACUUUGGUCCUACAGAAUUUGAAAAAAAUGAAAAUGAAUCUUUUAAUAAAAAAAAAAAACAAUUUAAUAUAACCGAUAUAGAGUUAUCCACUAUUUAG
This is a messenger RNA of Saccharomycodes ludwigii, 888 nucleotides long. It is a transcript of the gene ILT1, whose product is annotated as Ilt1p. The transcript has a single exon. The record is from RefSeq and is a predicted model, not a curated record. NCBI's taxonomy places the organism in Eukaryota, Fungi, Ascomycota, Saccharomycetes, Saccharomycodales, Saccharomycodaceae. Bases 1 to 888 code for a protein of 295 amino acids.